This is a messenger RNA of Mugil cephalus (flathead mullet), 1636 nucleotides long. RefSeq names its product arginine vasopressin (gene avp). The transcript is spliced from 3 exons. Gene Ontology annotation, cellular component: secretory granule; extracellular region. The record is from RefSeq and is a predicted model, not a curated record. NCBI's taxonomy places the organism in Eukaryota, Metazoa, Chordata, Actinopteri, Mugiliformes, Mugilidae. Gene Ontology annotation, molecular function: neurohypophyseal hormone activity. The coding region runs from base 16 to 477 and encodes 153 amino acids.
CAGAAACCUUCAGCGAUGCCUCACUCACUGUUCCCCCUGUGCGUCCUGGGACUCAUCGCCCUCUCCUCCGCCUGCUACAUCCAGAACUGCCCCCGAGGAGGGAAACGAGCGCUGUCCGAGACUGGGAUCAGACAGUGCAUGUCCUGCGGCCCCGGAGACAGGGGGCGCUGCUUCGGCCCCAGCAUCUGCUGCGGGGAGGGUCUCGGCUGCCUGCUGGGCUCCCCGGAAACGGCUCACUGCGUGGAGGAGAACUACCUGCUCACACCCUGCCAGGUGGGAGGGAGACCCUGCGGGUCCGAUGGAGGACGCUGCGCCGCUUCAGGGCUCUGCUGCAACUCUGAGAGUUGUGUGGUGGACUCUGACUGCCUCGGGGAGACGGAGGUCACAGAUCCAGCUCACGGCUCUGCAGGGAGCUCACCCACGGAGCUCCUGCUUCGUCUGCUGCAUGCGGCCACCAGAGGACAAGUUGAGUACUGACACCGAGGUUCCCUCUGCUCCUCCGGACCCGAAGCUGCAACGGAAAUGAAGAUCAUCCUUGAUUCCCUACAAGCCUCAAAAUCCAAACUCUGAGCCAAAAUAACAUAGCCAAGUCAACAGCCACUGCGUUUUCUGUUAUCCUCUCCUGUGCUAAUUCUAUUUCUGUUUGAAAUGUAUCCAACACGUUCUCUUAUUAGCUACAGAUUCUGAGAGAGAUGAUUUAACCAAAACAGUAGAUUUCACGUUUAUUCCCAAAUCAAGAAUGUAUAUACUUAUGCACAUACUGUAAACAAAGCCUAUUCUUUAUGAGGGAGCUCCACUUCAAAUGAGUGAGUUACAGCAGAACGCGAUGUAAAUAAGACAAAAGAUAAAGGUUGCUGCAGACAUCAGUGUAAAACCGAGACAAUGCUUGAGCAGUUACUUCUUGUGUAGUAGAAAUAUUAUUGUACACUGAAAAUGGGAGAAAUAAUACAGAAUGUAUCACUGCCAAAAAAAAAAAAAAAGCUGUUUGUUGUUUGUUCUCAUGAUACUUUGUGCUCAGGUUAACCACACCAUUAACUGAAGCACCUCGUAAUGAAACGUGUUUAUCCACUUGCGAGAGUUUCUGUGAGAAAUACUAAAAGGAAUGUUAUUUCUCCGAAACCCCUUCGGAGAAAUGUUAAUCGUUAUAGUUUGAUAAGUUUCGGUUCACGUAUAAAAUAUUUAUUGAGCAAUCUUUCACGCUAAUCUUUAGCCGCUGUGCCCAUUGCAUAAUUUGGAACUGUGCGAGUUUAAUCACAUCCUUCAAUCAGACAUAGCUCUGUAUGGUGUGUACCAACAUGUCCAAUUUGCGUAAAUGGAAGAGAGUGACUUCUAAUCAUCCCGUUCUUUUGUGUGCUGGCUGAAAGCUGAUGUGGCUGCCAGGGCUGCACUUUGUCAGUACUUUGCCGCAGAGCCAGCUGGAACCAGAUGGGGGACCUCCCUCAUUUUGACAGUUAAAAUGUUUUGAUUGACUCGUCACCUGCGCUGCAUAUCACAUAUCACAUCUUGAUCUUUAAGAAGUUGUACCUCUGACUCAUCCAUCAUUGUACACAACGUGAAAAAGUGUUGCCCUCUGGCCCGGUUACAGUGGUGAUGAAUUGUCAUGCGAAUGAAUAAAUGCAUACGACCAUAUAGUGUA